UCACGACGGACUUUUACAGCUUCUAGACUGCAGCCCGGUAGGACGAUUCUUCAGUCCAGUCUGCACCUACUAGGUCUAUCCCGAGUGAGAGGAUGGCUGAGCUUAAUCAGAAGUCUAUCUUGGAUAUGAUUAAAGAGUUCAGGAGGAAUUGGCACACUCUUUGUAACUCUGAGAGAACUACUGUAUGUGGUGCAGACUCCAUGCUCCUGGCAUUGCAGCUUUCCAUGGCAGAGAACAACAAACAGCACAGUGGAGAAUUUACAGUUUCCCUCAGCGAUGUCUUAUUGACCUGGAAAUACUUCCUACAUGAGAAGUUGAACUUAUCAGUUGAAAAUAUGGAAGUGAUUGACCAUUAUGAGGACAUUAGGAGGAUUUACGAUGAUUUCUUAAAGAAUAGUAAUAUGUUAGAUCUGAUUGAUGUUUAUAAAAAAUGUGUUUUGAUUUCUAGUUGUGAAAAUAAUGCCAACAUAUCCCCUAGUCAACUACGGGAUUUUCUGUCUGGGAGAGAGUGUGUAGUAGCUGGUGAAACUGAUCUUUAUGUACCGACAUCACCAAUGAGUAAACACAACCAGGAUAAUGAAAAGGUGCAGUUACUAGCAAGAAAAAUUAUCUACUCAUAUUUAAGCCUGCUAGUGAAUUCAAAGAAUGAUCUGGCUCUGGCUCAUGUUCUCAAUAUUCCUGAUAGAGGACUUGGAAGAGAAGCCUUCACUGAUUUGAAACAUGCUGCUCAAGAGAAAAAGAUGUCUAUCUUUUUGGUGGCCACAUCAUUUAUUAGAACACUAGAGCUUGGAGGGAAGGGAUAUGCACCCUCACCAUCUGAUCCUUUAAGGACACAUAUAAAAGGACUGUCUAAUUUUAUUAACUUCGUUGACAAAUUAGAUGAGAUUCUUGGAGAAAUACCAAAUUCAAGCACUGCAGGGAGUCGGAUACUCUCAGUGAUAAAGAUGCAGCUGAUUAAAGGCCAGAACAGCAGGGAUCCUUUUUGUAAAGCAGUAGAGGAAGUCACUCAGGAUUUGGAUUUGAGGAUUAAAAAUAUUAUCAAUUCUCAACAAGGAGAUGUAGCUGUUAGUACCACUGACAUCAGUCCUGCACGGCCAAAAUCUUAUGCCAUAAACCAUGGCACUGCAUACUGUGGCAGAGAUACUGUGAAAACUUUACUAGUUCUUUUGGAUGAAGAAGCAGCCAGUAUGCCUACCAAAAACAAAGCAGAGCUUUUAUAUGACGAUGAAAACACAAUUCAUCAUAAUGGAACUUCUAUUCUUACACUUUUUAGAUCUCCCACACAAGUGAAUAAUUCAUCAGUGAAACCCCUAAGAGAACGCAUCCGUAAGUCAAUGCAAGAGAAAAAAAUUAAGAUGAAACAAACCUUAAUUAGGUCCCAGUUUGCUUGUACUUAUAAAGAUGACUGCACAAUAAGCAAGGAUAAGUGGAAUGAUGUUAAUUCAGCAUCCAAGCCUUUGUAUGUACUUCACGUGGAAAAUGACCUUUCUGAAGGUGUAAAUUCAUCUGUUGGAAGGCCAACAAUUGGAACAAGUUCUGGAAAUGUUCCUCUGGACAGAAGUAAAAGUGAAAAAGUAACAAGAAAAUCAAGUAGUCAGACAGGAAAUAAAAGCUCAAAAAGGAAACAGGUGGAUUUAGAUGAUAAAAAUGAUCUCUGCGAUAAUGGAAAUGAACCAGCUCAACAUAAAAAUGUUAAGAUACCUGAGACAUCAAACAAUUUCCAGAAUAAAUUGUGUGGCAAAGUAGCCAGAGUAGCAAAAAACAAGUGUACAGCCAAGGACAAAUUGAUUACUGGCCAGACAAAGUUAACUCAAUUUUUUAGACUGUGAAUUUGUUUUUUAUGUGCUUUAGAUUUCUG
Zalophus californianus (California sea lion) is the source of this 1858-nucleotide messenger RNA. RefSeq names its product PARP1 binding protein (gene PARPBP). The record is from RefSeq and is a predicted model, not a curated record. Gene Ontology annotation, biological process: negative regulation of double-strand break repair via homologous recombination. NCBI's taxonomy places the organism in Eukaryota, Metazoa, Chordata, Mammalia, Carnivora, Otariidae. The coding region runs from base 93 to 1829 and encodes 578 amino acids. Gene Ontology annotation, cellular component: chromatin. The transcript is spliced from 11 exons.